Owenia fusiformis is the source of this 848-nucleotide messenger RNA. NCBI's taxonomy places the organism in Eukaryota, Metazoa, Annelida, Polychaeta, Sabellida, Oweniidae. The record is from the annotation of a GenBank genome assembly.
UUUAAAUCUAUUAGGAGCAUUGGCGAUAUUUGACACAAUCCAGUUGGCUGUUGUUUGCUUCUCGCGCUGGGUCUAUCAAACCUUUAAGACCCAGUAUUCAUCUGUUAUGUGCAAAUGGAUGAAAUAUGUCGGCGCUAUCAGCUAUGGAUGUGCAGUAUACAUCAUUGUUGCCAUGGCUUUUAGCAGGUGUUUCGCAGUUACAUUGCCGAUGAAAGCAAAGCUUUACUUAUCUGUAUGUCGCACUAGAAAACUGAUUGUUGGCAUUUUCAUCUUCAUGAUGGUGUUCAACGUUCCUUUCAAACUAUACAGUAACAAAAAGAUAGGCAUGAAGAUUUGUGAAACCUUAACAUCGGCCGAUUUAUUCGCAAAUGUGUACCCGUGGGUAUCAUUGACAUUGAUUACAAUUCUGCCAUUUGUUAUUUUGAUUGUCAUGAACUUAACGAUAAUCUACACUUUUUCUAAAUCGAGGAGGCGAGGGACGCUUAAUACCACUGUAGGCGACAGGUUACGGCGUUCUAUGUCUCACCGAAACAAACACUUAACACGCAUGUUUCUUGCUGGAUCCAUUGCGUUCAUUGUGCUGACUUCGCCGUUUUACAUCCGUGAAGCAAUCUACAAAGUCUUCUACUCGGAGAAUACUGCCUGGGGUGAGGCACGCAGAUUGCUGUUGAAUCGUAUAACAUUAAUGCUUUGGUUUACGAACUGUGCCGCCAAUGUUUUCAUUUACGGUAUAUCUGGUACGAAGUUCCGCAAAGAUUUGGGAUUACUGUUUUCAAGAGUGACUAGGAGAUCGACAAGUCAACCUCAGUCUCACCAGCUACAAGUAUCAUCUAACCAGAGACCUGUAU